Messenger RNA from Mucor velutinosus, 993 nucleotides. Its product is annotated as general transcription repressor. The transcript is spliced from 6 exons. NCBI's taxonomy places the organism in Eukaryota, Fungi, Mucoromycota, Mucoromycetes, Mucorales, Mucoraceae. The record is from RefSeq and is a predicted model, not a curated record. The coding region runs from base 1 to 993 and encodes 330 amino acids.
AUGUUCUCAGGUUUAUCGAAACGUUCUCUUCAAUUAUCUCGAUGCUCGUCUAGGCUGAAUGCUGCACGUCAAGCUUCAACAAAUGCUAGCAACCACACCGCUUAUGAGGAAGCUCUCAAAUUGAUUCAAAUUGACAAGAAGGAGAGACUCAACAUGUUGGAGCGUUUAGAGAAGGAAAUUACCAGAGUUGCAAAGAAUGCUACACCUGCACAAAUCAAGGCACUUGAUGCAUUAAAGUUUGAUUUGCAAGUUAAAUCAGAGCUGAACGAACCCGAAGUGCAAAAGAACUUUAAGCUUGGAAAGAUCGAUAUGGAAAAGCCUGUCUAUCGUUACAUGCGUCAAAAACAAUUUGAAAAGGCACCCAAGAGUAAAUUGAUGGAACGUUUGACUCAAAUGAAUGUCAUUCCCGAUAUUUUAGCUCCUGGAUUAGAGCCCACAGUGGAAGUCAAUGUCAAAUUAGCUGAAGGCCAAGUUGAACCCGGUGUAUUUCUGAAGCCUGAACAGAGCAUUGAACCCCCUGAAAUCGAAAUUACAAACUUCCAUCCCGAACCCAAAUUGUACACUUUAAUGUUGGUUGAUCCCGAUUCACCUGAUGUAACUAAUCAAACAUAUCAACAACAUUGUCAUUGGUUAUUAUCAAAUGUGUCUUUAUCAGCUGCCUCACCUAUUGUCAAGGGUGGUGAUUCUGUCUUGGAUUAUCUUCCUCCUCAUCCCCAAAAGGGCACCAAAUAUCACCGUUAUACUGUAAUUGCAUAUGAACAGCCCAACGAAGGUCAAGAUAAGGUUGAUAUUAAGGUGGAGAGCAGAGAUCAUUUUGACGCAAAGAAAUUGGCAGAUGCUCAUGGUUUGAAGGCUACCGGUGCCACCUUCUUCCGUCAAGAAUGGGACGCCACUGUCAGCAAAAUCUACAGCGAGAUUCUUAAGCAAGAUGAACCUAUUUACGGCAAACCACCCAAGCAACAACGUUAUAUUCAAAGAACUGUGUAUUAUUAG